AUGGUCCAACAGACGCGGGCGGGAGGCGCCCGGCAAGGGAGGGCGCAGCAGGGCGGGACCUGGGGCGGGAGGCUGCAGCCCCAGGAGACCUUGUGCAGGGGGGCUGGGGAAUCCGGCGGUGACGCGGCUCCGUUCCCCCAACCGCAGGCGGGCUGCCCGCCUCCCGCGCCGGCCCCGGUCCGACGCCGGUCCUCCGCUAACUACCGUGCGUACGCCACGGAGCCGCACGCUAAGAAAAAGUCCAAGAUUUCCGCCUCGAGGAAACUGCAGCUGAAGACCCUGAUGCUGCAGAUCGCGAAGCAGGAGCUUGAGCGGGAGGCGGAGGAGCGGCGCGGAGAGAAGGGGCGCGCUCUGAGCACGCGGUGCCAGCCUCUGGAGUUGGCCGGGCUGGGCUUCGCGGAGCUGCAGGACUUGUGCCGACAACUCCAUGCCCGCGUGGACAAAGUGGAUGAAGAGAGAUACGACGUGGAGGCAAAAGUCACCAAGAACAUCACAGAGAUCGCAGAUCUGACCCAGAAGAUCUUUGACCUUCGGGGCAAGUUUAAGCGGCCCACCCUGCGGAGGGUGAGGAUCUCUGCAGAUGCCAUGAUGCAGGCACUGCUGGGCACUAGGGCUAAGGAGUCCUUAGACCUGCGGGCCCACCUCAAGCAGGUGAAGAAGGAGGACACAGAGAAGGAAAACCGGGAGGUGGGAGACUGGCGGAAAAACAUCGACGCGCUGAGUGGCAUGGAGGGCCGCAAGAAAAAGUUUGAGGGCUGAGCUGGCUGCCCCGCCGCCCUGGCCCUGAAGGCAGAAGGCGUCCCUGAGGAAUAAAGCUUCUCUCUGAGCUAA
This is a messenger RNA of Acinonyx jubatus (cheetah), 831 nucleotides long. RefSeq names its product troponin I3, cardiac type (gene TNNI3). The coding region runs from base 1 to 759 and encodes 252 amino acids. NCBI's taxonomy places the organism in Eukaryota, Metazoa, Chordata, Mammalia, Carnivora, Felidae. Gene Ontology annotation, biological process: muscle contraction. The transcript has 7 exons. Gene Ontology annotation, cellular component: troponin complex. The record is from RefSeq and is a predicted model, not a curated record.